AUGUCGGACAACACUAUCGUAAAGGGCGUCGCAGGAACCUGCAUCACAUUCUCUUUCAUUCUUGCCGGAAAUGCCAUCACACAGUCGUACAUGACGGUGCCUGCCCUCCUCGUCAACUUCCCUCGCCCAGGCAGCCCCGACCACAAAGAGCGUGCGCAACUUCUAGGCCGCCAGUGGCCUCUGUGCUGGACAGUCGGCAACCAAUUCUUCCGCCCCAUUUCCACCCUUGGCUUCCUGGGUUAUGCCUACGCCGGCUACUCAGUCUACCGCGAGGGCAUGCUCGCUCGCAGCGACUGGAAGUUGUUUGGUGUUGCGGCCGUUAUGCACUUGACGACUAUCCUGCACUCGGCUCUCAACAUGCAGCCGUUGAACGACAAGCUCGAGGCGUUGGCGGAGAGGAGUAACGAGAAGCAGUUGGGCGAGGCGGAGAACAUUGCUAUGAAGUGGGCGAGCUGGAACAGGCUGAGGUUGGUUACACCGGUUAUUGCUGGUGGGCUGGCGUUGUGGAACCUGGUAUCCUUGUAA
This is a messenger RNA of Alternaria ethzedia, 525 nucleotides long. RefSeq lists its product as uncharacterized. Lineage: Eukaryota; Fungi; Ascomycota; Dothideomycetes; Pleosporales; Pleosporaceae. The transcript has 2 exons. The record is from RefSeq and is a predicted model, not a curated record. Bases 1 to 525 code for a protein of 174 amino acids.